GCGACUGGGGCCUCGGGCACGUCGCGGAGCUGCGGCCGGAGGACCCCGCGGCCUUCGGCCGCAGCCUCGAGCGCAGCCGCGAGUUCGCGCGCCACUUCCCGGCCGCCCGGCAAGCCGGCCGUGGUUCGGGGCGGCGCGCUGGGCUGGCCGGCGCUGGAGCGGUGGCGGAUGGCGCCGCUGGUGCGGCGACUGGGGUCCAUGAGCUUCAUGGUGGACAGGGACUACGACGACGACGUGGUCGUGAUUGCUCGUUUCGACGACUUCGCGGCCUACUGCCAAGAGGAAGCUUCGUGGCACCGCAACCCGCUCUACAUCUUCGACGACGUAUUCGGAGACUACGACAGCAGCUCGCCGGCAGACGGGAUGCUCGACGAGUACGAAGCGCCGCUCAUUUGCAGGGACCUGCUGAAGCUGAUCGAGGAGGAGGACUUGCGCCCCCCACACCGCUGGCUGCUGGUGGGCCCCAGGCGCUCUGGAAGUUUCCCCCACAGGGACCCGCUCGCUACAUC
Prorocentrum cordatum is the source of this 509-nucleotide messenger RNA. NCBI's taxonomy places the organism in Eukaryota, Dinophyceae, Prorocentrales, Prorocentraceae. The record is from the annotation of a GenBank genome assembly.